Messenger RNA from Chara braunii, 3715 nucleotides. The record is from the annotation of a GenBank genome assembly. Lineage: Eukaryota; Viridiplantae; Streptophyta; Charophyceae; Charales; Characeae.
AAGCGCUCCGCAGACUCAGCAUAAUCCACUGCAGCCUCACAGCUAAGGGGAGUUUGCUGGUGACUCAGGGGCGGACCAGCAUGUCUGGGAAUGCUCGUUCUUGGAGCUCCUGGAGCGGAAACUUGAUUCCUCGACGGCAGCAGCAAUACCCAGGAUCGUCUUCUUCGACCGCCAGGAGUAGACCAGACUCUGUCCGUGGACCUGGUCUUGGACCUGGUCCAGUGUCCGGACCACCUCCUUCAGGUCUUGGUCCUCGGAUCGGGGGUGGGUUGAACAAUCGUGACCAUGCAAUCGGACCAGGACCACCCGUCGGUUUUCACAACCAUUCAUCAGCAUCUCAAGUGGGUGGCAUCAGUCACCCUUCAUCCCAGAGCCAGAGGAGUGCUAGCAUCAACAAUGACAACUACGUGAAUGGCAGCAUUAACGGCGGCAGCAUUAACGGCAGCAAUAACGGGAGCGGCUAUUCUCAGUCCCAGCUGAUUUAUUCGCAGUCGCAGCAAGCAUCGUUUGACGGACGAGGAGGAGGAGGAGGAGGAACGAACGGUGAGUCUCGAAGCAAAGGGGAUUGUCGAAGUGCAGCUAGUGAUGGAGGGGGGAUCGUCGGCCAUGGCGGCGACGGAGCAAGAGAGCAGCAGAACCUUUCGUCAGCUACGAAACCAUGCUGGAGGAUGGGUGGCAGUCCAACCAGAGGAGGAGUGCGGCAAUCGGGACCGAGCGGAUGGGGCGGAGUCGCGACCAGCCGAGGCUUGGAUCAGCAGCAGCACCAAAGGCUAGCACACCAGGAAACGUCAAUCCGACGGCCGAAGUCGCCGUACUACACUGCCUACACUUCACAGCCGCCAGUUCUUGGCGCUGGACCGGGCGGCGGCGGCGGCGAUGGCGGAAGUAGUGGGGGAGGAGCGGGAGGAAUGUGCGUGGUCAACUCUCAGCAGAGCGAGUUGCCAAGGCCGAGCUCGGCUAUGGCGGCCACAGCUACGGCCAUCCUUCAUCAAAGCAUCGUCUCUAAGGAGUGGGUUCGGACCGCCGAGCAGCUGAGGGUGGAGGAAAGGUUGAACGGUGUUCAGAACGAAUGCAAUGCCAUGAAAUCGAUGAUGAGAUCGAUUGAAGAAGAUGUAGGCAACAUGACAAGAGUUGUUGGAGAAUGGCGGCAAGAGUCUGUCGACGAAGAGAAGAGACGGGAGAAGAAGACAGAGGCGGCUGAUGCGGACAAUCGUCAGACCAUGCAGUCCAUGAUUGAAGGCCAUUGUACCAAGCUGAGAGAUCAGCUGCAAGAAAGCUUAGUUACGUUAUUGCCAAGAUUACUGGACGAUCGGUUCACGAUGAUAAAGAAGGAUCUGAUGGCUGAGAUAGGGUUUCAAAAUGAAAGAAUACUAGAACGAAUUCUACACGCAGGCUUAAGAGGAGGAGGAGGAGGAGGAGGAGGAGGAGGAGGAGGAGGAGGAGAGGAAGGGAGUAUAACACAUCAUAGCGUAGAGAGGAGGAAGAUGAUCAUAAGCGAGCAAGGCUCACUAGAGAGACAGGAAGACUUUGAUCGGGGAGGAGGGGGAGGAGGAGGGGGAGGAGGAGGAGAAGGGAGUAUAACGCACCAUAGCGUAGAGAGGAGGAAGAUGAUCAUAAGCAAGCAAGGCUCACGGGAGAGACAGGGAGACUUGGAUGGAGAAGGGCGUUGUCUGGGAGAAAGAUUAGCAGCCGGAGGAGGAGCAGGGGAGGUAGGUUACAAUCCUGUGGGCGGUGGAGGGAGAAGGCAGUGUCGAAAUCAUCACGUAGACCGCGCUGAGCAGCUGCAGGCGGUUUAUCGGCAAUCUCGAGGUGAUCGCUCCAAUGAUGCUGCUGCAGCUGGUGCUGAUGAUCAUCUUGAUGACUUCGUUGAUGAGGAUGGGGGCUAUGAUUAUCAUGGUCGUGCUGAUGUGGAGGAUGAAGUGGAUGGCCCUAAGGGAAGAAAUCUGGAUACGGAUCGAGUUAGCAAGGGUGCGGCUUCUCGGUCGUGCCGAAGAAAACUUGAUGGUUAUGGUGGUGGCCAUGAUGAUGAUGGAAAGGCAGCGCAGAAAGCUGAUCGUGAUUACCUGUCAUUGCUAGAGCUUUCUCCACCUCACAAGGCGUUGACAGACUCCCACGUGGCCGUCCAUGACAAGAACAAUCGUGGUCGAUCGACCAGAACUGGGAGGGGUUUGGAAAGGAGGGGGUUGGAAAAUGAUGGAGAAAGAGGAGUGGUCAACGCUGCAGCCAUGUCUUCUCUCCCUUCUUCGUCUUCGUCUCCAUGGAUUGGAGCUCGUCACAAUCGAAGCGCUUAUCACCGAAAUCUAAUUGCCAGCCAAGAUGAGGAGGAGGCGUCUUCGCCAUUACCUUCGGGCUCCAGAUCCAUGGCGAAAAGGAAGGAGAAGGAGAUGAUGCGGAUGGAGAUGGUGGCGAGGAACGCUUCGCCAUUGGCUAUGGACUGGAAUUGCACGGAACGCAGCCGCGGCUGCGUCGGCAACAAGCGGAAGGCCUGGAGGGAGAGGUCAACUCAAAGCGUUGACCAGACGUCCAUUUCUGCCGCCGUCAAUGGUCCUAAUAACCAAGGGUGUUGUCCCGAUCGGGAUAGACAUAGAGUGCGACCGUCCCCUUCCCCUCCUCUGCCCGUUCCUCUCUACGAGGCCUCACUGCCCCCACUAUCUGGGAAACGACAAUCAGCCAUGUGUCAUCAUAGUCGUCAGAACAACAGAUCUGCAAUCCGACAGGGUAGAGGUGGUAAUACUACUACUACUACUACCACUGCUACUACUACUACUGCUACUAGUGCUGCUGCUGCUGCUGCUGCUGUGACCUUUGAUGUCAACAGAAAAGACGCUGGAGUGCCGCCGGUCUCCGGCUUCUCCUCCAGGAUGGCAGUCGGGAGUAACGGCGGCGCUGUGGGUUCAGUUUUGUUGACGUCAUCCUCAUUCAGUUUGGCGCGCUCUGCGGUGUCGGAGACGGGCUCCGCCGCUAAGGCCGCCGUUGAAGAUGCUGUGCUGAUGGCGGCAGGGUUGCCAACGGCGACGACUACUUUUGUAAAUGCUGACGUGGAGAAAAGGAAGUGGGCAGGGGUGUCCGCUACUUUUGGAAAGAGGAAGCGUGGAGAAGUAGACGGUCAUUUUCAUUGUGAAACAUGUUGUGGGGAUGGCGGCAGGGUUGCGGAUGAUGAUGAUGAUGAUGGAUUUGAUGACCCUCGUGCAGAUGAUGAUGACCAGCCGAAUGAUGAAGAGUUUGACCGUGGACUCAUACUGUUGACCGGGCCGACUCAGUUUCGCUUGACGACGGCAAGUGCCCUCCAGACUUCGUCCUCCUUACAGAUCGUGACCACCGAUCAGGAUGAUACCGCCAAGCUCAGUGAUGAAGACUCUCCUUCACGGAGGAUUAUGCAGAAAUUGCGCAAAUCUCGACGGAAACGACGACGCGGGUCACGGCAGUCAUGAGUGGAUGUACGCUUCCUUUUUUAUUCAUUUUGGUCGAUUUUGGUUGAUUUUAAUGUUUUUCUUUUUAAUUUUUUAAAAUCUUUUCCUUGUUCGAUUAAGAUCAUAUGUACGUAUACAUUUAUGUAUAUAGGUAUUAUGCGUAUAUUCUCGUGAGAUAUGUAUAUAUAUGGUCAAACAGAGUAUAUAUUAUGUAUACAUAUAUUGGCAUCCUUGCGCAGGACGUCAAACCGAAGAAAUGACGACUUUUUAAGCAAACAAAGGAGGUCGUGGAUUGUAGACCGUAA